Bacidia gigantensis is the source of this 4275-nucleotide messenger RNA. RefSeq lists its product as uncharacterized. NCBI's taxonomy places the organism in Eukaryota, Fungi, Ascomycota, Lecanoromycetes, Lecanorales, Ramalinaceae. The transcript has 3 exons. Bases 1 to 4275 code for a protein of 1424 amino acids. The record is from RefSeq and is a predicted model, not a curated record.
AUGCCGCGCAAUAGGGUCCUCUCGUUUAUGUCAGCCUUUGGAGCACCCAAAUCACCUCAAUCUACCACUUUCUCGGGUCCGCAAGAGAAAGGUUCUCAAUUGAAGCAAGAGCAGCAGGAUGUCACCCAUACAUCCUCUCCACAGCAUACUGCAGCUCCAUCGAGAGACUCUCCGCCUCCCAGGACCAGAACAGAGCGUGCCUCAUCGAGGCCCAUGUCAAUGGUCCAAACAUAUCAGCCUCCGUUGAUGGAAGUUGGCCAAGACACAGUCCCGGAGCUUCAGCCAAUCUUCACCUUCCUGAAUAGCCAUGCCAACAAACUGUAUCAAGAAGGCUACUUCUUGAAAUUGAAUGAUCUUGACACACGUAAGAUUGAAACACUGCCCACCAGGUCUUCCGACGUCCAGCCUCUCCAAAACGUGCUAAGUAUAUCUACGGCUGGAAAGAACAGGUACCUUUUCCAUUUCAAUUCUUUGCAUUCCCUCACGCAAUGGACUGCUGCUAUUCGGCUUGCUAUGUACGAGAAUGCGACUCUACAAGAAGCAUAUACCGGAUCGUUGAUAGCCGGGAAGGGUAAGCUGCUCAACAAUAUCAAAGUGAUCAUGGAGAAAACCAAGUUCAAGAAUGAGGACUGGACACGGGUGCGCUUUGGAGCUGGCACACCAUGGAGACGCUGCUGGUGUGUUAUAUCGCCACCUGAUGAGAAGGAGGUAUCAAAGCAACAGAAACGUCUCAAGAAAUCCGCAUAUGAGCGCUCCCAGCCACUGAAAGGGACCAUCAAGUUCUAUGACACGAAGAAAACAAAGAAAGCUACGCCGAUCGCGACUAUCAAUGAAGCAUACUCAGCAUAUGCCAUAUACCCUCAGUCGAAGCCCCUCAUCGACCAAUCAACCCUCAUCAAAGUUGAAGGAAUAAUUACAAUCCAUUCUACUCCAGAUAUAACGACCGAGGGGUUUAUAUUCGUCAUGCCCGAAGUGCACCCUGCCGUUAGCGGCUUUGAGAUGAUGCUUCGCUUUCUCUUUCCUACCUACGACAUCUUUGCGUUGUACGGUCGCCCUAACCGACUGAUAGCGGACACACUCGACCCUCGGAGUCUGAUGUUCGCAUUGCCACAAGAGAGACGCUAUGGAUAUCUUGAGAUAUUGGACGUGGCUAGUCUCAUACAUGAGAAGGGAAGUCAGGCCUGGGCGGAGAAGGAAUGGCGCAAGAAGAUGAAAGACCUGACGUCUGCUCGCAUGACUAGGAUGACCACCAACGGAAGGCCAAGAAGUCGAGCUAGUAGCUAUAGAGACUACAGAAAUAGCUUGCCACCUUCGAGAGGAAUAGCCAUCCGAUAUGAAGACGGCGCCUCUAUCAAAUCCACACCUUCCCUCAGGGAUGAUGUUCCCCCAAUGCCACCACCUCACACUAAUUCAGCACCGCCGAAUGGAGAACCAUUUGAACCGCCUCAGCCUCUCACUCCUCGACGACCACAGCCGCAACAUCAACGAUCCUUUUCUCAAGAAUAUCCUGCUUCGGAGCCGCGCUAUCGCCGAUCUCAGCGGCAACGGGAUGAUCAGAGCUAUACUCCAUCUAGGCUUUCUUAUGAACAGUCAAGACCAUCUUAUGAGGGACAAAGAUCUGGCAGACCGUCAUACGAACAAGCUCCACCAAUGCCAUCCCGGGCGCAUGAACAACCACCUCCGGCGCCACCCGCACACGGAGUGCCAUUGGGCAUCGCUGCUCAGAAAGCUCAGAUGCAACAGCGCUACGAGCAAGAGCUUGAGGGUACUAAUGACCGGAGCAGCUCUGAAAGUAGUGAUCGAAGAUAUGGCAUUCCUGGGACUAACAGCUCGCGAGAUCUUAAUCAAGACCUACAGCCAUCAGCUCCGCCCACUCAAGUCGCCCCUCCGCCCGCUUUCUCCCAUGAACCAGGUGCAAAACCGCAAAAGAGGCCUGGCAUCUCGCCAGAUCUUCGUCGUGCCAAUAGCAGGCUUUCUGUGACCACUUUGCAGCAACUCGCAGAGGCUGGGAAGAACUCAACGGUUGGAGGGACGGCUGCUGCUGCAGGUGCAGCUGCCGCUUGGCGAAGUAAUAGCGGCUCGCAGAAAAGUGUGAAGUUGUCGGAGGAUCAAGGACAGCGCGGGGUAAAUCACCAUACCGCCAGCAAGCCCGGUUACACUGCUGACCGUUCACCUUCUGCUCAAGGCAUGGUACCAGUGAACCCUGGAUAUAUUUCCUCAAGUACUACAGCUUCGCGCAGUGCUUCCGCCUCGUCAAGUCAAGUUGACGUCCUCUCGCCGCCAUAUUACAAAGACAAGCCCUUAAUGAACUCCUACGACCUGCUCACACCCGUCGAUUCACUUUCCCGCCAGCCAUCUCCUUUGUCACAAUCAGUAAUACCUUCUCCACCUCCAAGGGACUCCUCAAUACAGAAAACUCUAAAUAGCCAAAAUACCUAUCAGACUCAGCCAAAUACCCUUCAAAAGCUGCCACCUAUACCAGCUGACACGCAGCGACCGUCAACUGCUCGAUCGACCUCGAGCUACAGCAUCAAGAGGAAGCCUGUCCCCUCGACUAGAACAUCAUCAGCAUCUCGUUCACCCCCAAAGCAACGAUCCCCCACCCGUGAUGGGGCUGAGCCAGAGCCACCACUUCCAGGAUCAAGGCCAAGUUUAGAUAGCUUGCAUGACCGUUAUAUCGACGAAGACGCUUUGGCUCAAGUACUGGCUCAGCAGCACUUGGGCUCCUUGAACAGCGAAUCUCAAGUGGGGAGACAGGAUGACGAGAGUAGUAUAUAUGACAAUGCUUCGACAGUAUCUCCUGAUUAUGCGAGUACGCGCAAGUCGACCGAGACGAAGAGGUCGCAACGCUCUGUAGAGCGUCCUCGAAGAGGGGUCUUAAAGACAGUCGGUACUGCAGAGCCCGAAGCGCCGAUACCAGUUCAGAUUGGUGAUGCCCAGUACCGACCAGGAACUAGCUCAGAGUCGCAGGUCACCUCCGUCAUUCCAACCGUUGACUUUGGACCCACACAAUUGUAUAAGCCUGAUGUGGACAGCCGACCGGAUACGAGUGGAACGCUCACACAGCCUUCACAUGAAAGAUCUAAGUCUCAGGAUAGACUGACGCUUACCCCCAGCCCAAUAAUUGAAAGUUCCGGAAAUGAACAAUCUUCCAAUGAGUAUUAUCCAGGCCCAAAUACUCGUACUCAUGAAAAGCCUCCGACCCGAAAUCUCGUAACUCCUGAGCCACAAUUACGCGGCCCGUCUCCUACAAAUGACAAUAGGAGAAGUAUGGUGUGGCAGCCCGGAGCACAGAUCGGGGGUAGUCCUGGUUCUAGGACGUCAAUCACGCCCGAGCAGUUCGUGCAGCAGAGGGCGGCCGCUGGCCGUAUCACCACGCCUGUUUACGCACAUGGACGCCAAACAUCAGCUUCACCGACUCCCCCUAUUGCCUCAAGGCAGUCAUCAGGGGAAGUGCAGAAUCAAACGAAAGCUCGGAACAAGUUGCAGAAACGGCAAUCCUCAUACGGUCCGGAAAUGGCGCCGCGUCCCCAUUCUCGAGCGGCUUCUAAUUUGAUCAAUGCGGCAGCGGAGCCGACCAGACUCCAGAAGCGACAAUCAUCCUAUGGCAAUGACAUCCCAUCUCGACCUCACUCAAGAACAGCCUCAAACCUUAUGACUGGAUCUGGGGACUACCCAACUCAUUUGUCUGCCCGAGAACAAGAGCACGUUGCCCGCUUGACAGGCUCACCGUUGAUCAACAUGGCCGGGGGUAAGGGCCAGGACUCCAAUUCUCAGGGCGGCGGUCUCAUCGGCGCCAUAGAGGCUCGAGAGAAAGAGAAAAAGGAUAUCAAGGAGGGUCUUAGCGGCCAAGCAGUGCAGCAAGCAAUUGCUCAGCGGCAAUACUACCCUCCACAACAGAGACAGAUGUCCUAUGGUACUCCAUCACCGCAAUUCGCAACUCCGCAGCCGCAUUAUGCUAUGCCUGGUGGCUACCCUCCCUCUCCAGGCACGUAUCCGCCAUAUGCAAAUCAGCAACAGCAAUAUGGCUGGACUACUCCUCCUCAACAACAGCAACCACAGCCCCAGCAGCAGUAUCAGCAAUAUCAACAACAGCCGCAAUUCUACCAGCAGCAGCAAUGGACCCCACCAAGUGCAGGGCAACUUGUUGGGACGCCACAACGUUCCCCCUAUCCACAACAACAGGCUCCCCAACAAUUCUACCCAAAUGGCAAUCAGCACAACCAAUAUCAACAAGGCCAUUAUGGCUAUUUUGGAAGCGGCUCGGGGAGAUAG